Molecule: messenger RNA, 1278 nt
Organism: Trypanosoma theileri
Lineage: Eukaryota; Euglenozoa; Kinetoplastea; Trypanosomatida; Trypanosomatidae
Exons: 1
Coding region: 1-1278 (425 amino acids)
Source: RefSeq, a predicted model, not a curated record
AUGCGUCUCGUGAUAGCAGUAAGCUUAUUGCUGUUUCUUUUCUGUGUUGUUUCUCCAUCCUUAUCAUCUGCUUCUGUUACUACUGAAUCUCAUACGGGUGGGGUGAGAAAGAAUGAUGAAACCGUCGCCCGUCUAUUACAGGAGUUAAAGGAGGAAGGCCAUCAAACACCGCCAGAGCCCCCAAAACACUUGGGCGUGCAUGCGGCCUGCCUUAAACAUGGACUUGGAUGCCCAGACUCCUACGUGGAUUUCCUGAUGAAACAGAAGAAAGAAGGAAAGACAAGCCAAGAGGAUAACAAGAUAAAUGAGCCAAUACGAAAAAUACCGUCAUCAGGAACUUAUAGUAAUGCUGCAAAUGUAAGGAGAAAUGCACCCAACAGUAACAAGGAUGCUACAGAUGAGGUGCAUCUAGAAAAUAUUCGUCGAGUGCGCAAUGUUAUGAAUGAUCGGCUAAAGGAACAUCAAUCACCAGAAAAACAGUGGCAUUGUCAACAAGUUCGUUGGUUUCACAGGGGACUAAAUACUGCUCUUACUCUCCACAAUGUAUUGGUAGACCGUUAUUGGAAUUUUAUUAUUUAUUCUUUUUUCCCAUGUGUUCUUUUAACUACUGUCCUCACAUGGAUUUUCUUUGGUGAUCGAAUGCCACGCGAACAUCUUUUGAGUCUCCUCGCUGAUGAUCCUAAUGUUGCUUUGACUGCAGAAAGAGCCCGUCGCAAGCCACCACACUCUGUGGCUGAAUUGGUAAUACAACGAGAAAGUUACAACAAUUCCAGUUAUGUAGAUGCAGAUGAAGAGGAUGAUGUUAACGGAGAUGUGGAAGGGGCGGAAUUAUUACCAAUGGCUAACCUGAAUGAAUUGGUGCGUCUACAGAAAGAAGCGCGAAAGUCUGAUAUUCAACACCGUGUGGAUCGUUGGAAUGUCGCUCGCUUUGCUCUCCUUGAAGCACACUCCGAGUCCACUGCGGCCGUAACGGUCCUAAAACUGCGACUCGUGUUAAGUUUAUUGGUUUUCUUCACACUUGUAUGGACACUCUUCGCAUUACCUCUGCGAGUGGCGGAUCUUCACAGUAGUAAUGGUGGUAUUUUCCAGUUUCUAUUCGCUUCCAUUUGCCCAUCAUGGAUGACCACAUCGAUCGCACUUUACUUUGCCUGGUCGUGGAUGGGCAGUAUGGUCGCUUUCGCCGGUUGGGAGGUCGUCUCUGCGGGGGAGGCGAUAUUAAAGUCGGACGCCCACGCCGCGGCCCUGCAUGAGAAGAUCCUGCAGCAUUGGUGUAGUUAA